Messenger RNA from Sparassis crispa, 3039 nucleotides. RefSeq lists its product as hypothetical. The transcript is spliced from 3 exons. The record is from RefSeq and is a predicted model, not a curated record. NCBI's taxonomy places the organism in Eukaryota, Fungi, Basidiomycota, Agaricomycetes, Polyporales, Sparassidaceae. The coding region runs from base 1 to 3039 and encodes 1012 amino acids.
AUGGCGACGAGUUCUCGUUCGACGUCACCUGCAACUGCGCCAUUUGUGCGUGCCUUCCGUUUCUCCACCCAGCAACAACCACAGCCCCAGCACGACCCACAUCCCCGUCGCCAGGCCGUCAAGUCUCCGGAACCUCUCGUUCGCACGCGAUCAUCAUCCCUAAGGUCUGUUCCUACUGAAGAGGGCUCUGCGAGUUCACCGACGUUCACCAACCCCUUCAUAUCACAGUCAAAUGGAUCGAGUUCCUCCGCCACGCACGACAGCCUAUUCUCAUCUCCCGCCUUUUCUUCCCAGGCGCUUGCCAGCCAUCCCAAGCGCACUCGUGGCAGCUUCCUCCUGUCUACCUCCGGACUGCCAUUCGGGCGGCCCAAGAGCAGAAGCAAGAAAAAGCCUGUGCCCACCAAGCCCACGCCCUUCCUCUUCUCCGAAGUCAUCGAGAUCAGUGCCCCCCCGCCGCGAGACAAUGAGGAUGAGGAGCGCGAGCGCCUCCGUGACGCCGCGGCGCAGUCCAUCGGGCUCGACCCGGGCCUGCUCGAAGAACAGCGCAGCCCACCCGCUGCACUCGAGCCAGACUCCGACACCGAGGCGGCAGAGCCAGCACCAGAGGAGCGCACCCCCUCAGCGACGCCCGUCCCUCAUCUGCCACCGUUUCCGUCCACCCAUGCUUCGCUCGAGCCAUUCGUGCUUCUCUCUGCCCGCAUCCCCAAGCAUUAUCCCCCACCGUCCUUACUUAUGUUCGCGCUCUCCCGGCAGUGGAAGAUGCGUACCGUCAUGUUGACGUCCACUGCGACGGGUAAAGGCGCUGGCGCGGCAUGUUUGCAUGUGUUCAAAAACCACACCGCGGAGGAGCGCGAACUGGAGCGCCUCGAAAUCGGUCCAGACGGCGUCGUCUUCGUCGCGGAAGAGGAGGUCGGCGGGCGCCGCAGUGUCGUCAAAGUUGGCGGACUUGGUGCCGAGAUGACCCUUCACAUCGUCGACCCAGCCGAGGCGCAGAGCUGGAUAACUGCCAUCAAGCACGCUGUACUCACGCAGAGGUCUGUACGUGCAGGACUUGGGAUCAUGGCGCACCACACCGGCGGCUUCGCUCCGCGCGGCGACAUGGACGUCAUGCUCUCGAUGCGAGCGCAAGGCAUGAUCGCCUCGCCAACGUCGAGCACGUUCUCCCCCGAUGUCACGAGCUCGCACAGCACGCAGCGUUCUGCCGCCGUCACGCGGACGCCGUCGACUGCGGUGUCUGCUUUGAAAGGAUUGUUCUCGGGAGCGAACUCGCGUCCGCGGUCUCCUUCCGUCGCGUCGAGCGUCGCAGGCCGGAAAGUGGAGAGCGAGCAGGAUGAGUCAUUCGGGCGGACUGGUUCGAACCUGAUGCACAUGCUCAGGUCGAACAGCAUAUCCGUCGAGCGCCCGUUGUCCCCUGUGCUUUCUAGUACGCCCGUGCCAUCGACGCCCUCCACACCGCGAGUUAUGGAUGCGCCGCUGUUUGCGACGCACCUCGACCGCAAAAUUGUGCAGGACCAAGAUAGAGAGCUGAUCGAACCCAGUGUGACCGCAAACGGAAGCGGCAAUGGCGUGACUGGCCCAAUAUCGCAUCUCCAUCAUACGCGCACGAUGGAGAGAGUCGGCUCACCGUCGUUGCAGCCCCCUCCGCGGCGGCGUGCGUGGACAGCGAGUAGUGCACCGAUGGGUCCCAGAGCUCGUCCUGAUGGUGCGCCCUAUACCCAUAACAAUGGUAGCACAGUGGAGAGUUUCGGCGUGCGUAGGCCCAACGACGACUUACAAUCUUCUACUACUCCGUCUUCGUCGAAGGGGUGCACUGUUGAAACUUCACCUCCCGAGCAGGAAGGGCGUCCGCGUACCUCAUCAUCUUCUGUGUCUUCGUUUGCGUCGGGCGAGAGAACUUCAUCCGAGUUCGGCGGGAGCAAGCGCUGGUCUCGCCAGGGCAUGCUGCCACACAGGCUCACCCCGCCGAGUGGCCCUCCUCCUGCCAUUCCCGUUUCUCGAUCUCCUGCCAGCUUCCGGUCAUCGAUACAGCGCCAUCCGUAUGCAUCUGACGGCUCACCCGAACAGCCAGCGUCUCCGCAAUCCAGCCCUCGGAGUCUUGUCGUGAGCUUGCAAAAUUUCUCUAAGCGCACAUCUAGUUCCUCCAAUCAUAGUAACAGCACCGUUAGCACUACACAUUCCUAUUCCCGAGGUGGAGGAGGCGGCAGCCUGUUUGGUCCUCAUCGUCCAAUGUCGUCCCACAGGAUGUCAAUACCACCUCCCCAGCGUCCAGCGCCAGUGACAGCGCUUCCCCCAACACCAGCGGAAGGUGUACCAGAGGAAUCGCCUACCUCAAUUCCUGCUGCGACAGCCCCCGUCUCCAAGAUAUCGUUUCGCGAAUCUCUUGCAUUGCGGUCACAGCGAUUCUCCCUCGCACCGCCCACGCUUCCUCCAUCGUCCUCGCUUCCGCCUCGUCCGGAUGAGGUGGGCGUGCGUACGCACCGGCGGAGUUCCAGCAACGGCAAUGUAUCUUUCUGGCCUCUCCCUAGCUCCUCAAAACCGCUAGUCUCCCCACAUCCUCCCCCCACAGGCCCUCUUCCUCCAACUCCAGUCUCGCAGCCUCCCCCGCGGGCAACGUCUAUCAGGCAACGUCUACGUAUGAUGAGUGCUCCAGCGACCCCGCCUCCUUUAGCGACGGCCUUAUUGUCCUCAACAAACCCCCCUUCUCCCGCUCCAUCCACCAUUAACCCAUAUACUUUCCCUCCGACACAGAUCGGCGAGCCCAUUACCCCAUUCCCAAAUGAUCCCACUUUCGUCGUAACCUCACCUCCCACGCCGCCGCUCUGCCCUGUACGGCCACCAUCGCCUGAACCGUCACCUGUGUAUGGUAUCACAUCGCUGUCCCCUCCACCUCGCCGCGGUUCUCGACGUUUGUCUGGUCAAGAAGAAAGAGUCUUACGUCGUCGACCGUCUACAGCUGACGGAGCAGACACUCCCGACGGCCAUCAGCUGUCAAUGUCACUUUCUCCUUCGGCGGUAUCUCUGGUAGAUAUUCGCAUUUAG